Colius striatus (speckled mousebird) is the source of this 2330-nucleotide messenger RNA. RefSeq names its product TLC domain containing 2 (gene TLCD2). The record is from RefSeq and is a predicted model, not a curated record. NCBI's taxonomy places the organism in Eukaryota, Metazoa, Chordata, Aves, Coliiformes, Coliidae. Gene Ontology annotation, cellular component: plasma membrane. Gene Ontology annotation, biological process: membrane assembly; regulation of membrane lipid distribution; phospholipid homeostasis.
AUGGCUGUUGGCUAUGCGGGAAUCCCAGUCCCUGCGUGCCCGAGCCGCGCGUGGGAGGCUGCGGGAAAUGCCACGGCCGGCAGCGGGACGGUUCCCGCAGCCCUGCGGGGUCGGUGCUCGGCGUUCACUCUUCCCCGCACCCUCCGUCCCUCCCCGCAUCUCACCGCUCCCCCUUCCCCCGCACCCUCCGUCCCGCAUCUCACCGCUCCCCCGCACCCUCCGUCCCGCCCCGCAUCUCACCGCUCCCCAGCACCCUCCGUCCCGCCCCGCAUCUCACCGCUCCCCCUCUCCCGGCACUCUCCGUCCCGCCCCGCAUCUCACCGCUCCCCCUUCCCCGGCACCCUCCGUCCCGCCCCGCAUCUCUCCGUUCCCCUUCCUCCCGCACCCUCCGUCCCGCCCCGCAUCUCUCCGUCCCGCCCCGCAUCCCGGCCGGGGCGGUGCCGCUGCCGGUGCCCGGGGCGGGCAUCGGGGCCGGGCGAGGCGGAGCCGCGGAGCAGCGGGAGCGGAGCUGAUGGGAAGCCGAGGGAGGGUUGGACGCCCAUGGCUUUCAGCCCGGGGCUCCUGGUGGUGGUGGGUUCUUUCGCCGCCUUUCGUCUGCUGAACCGGGGGCUGGAACGCUUGGUCCCGCCGCCGGCCUCGGCCCGGCGCAACCGCUGGAAGUGGCGGAACAUCUGGACGUCGCUGGCUCACAGCGUGCUCAGCGGCGCCGGGGCUCUGGCCGGGUUUUGCCUCCACCCCGGGCUGUCUGAGGACCUGGUGAGCACACACCCCCCCGGGGCACACAGCCUGGUCGCAGUGUCUGUAGGUUAUUUCCUUGAAGACUUUGUGGACAUGUUGUGCAAUCAGAAACUUCACCAGUCCUGGGAGCUGCUCUUCCAUCAUGCUGUGGUGAUCGUGUGCUUCGGCAUCGCGGUGCUGCUCCAGCAGUACGUCGGCUUUGCCCUCGUGGCUUUGCUGGUGGAGAUCAAUUCCAUCUUCCUGCACCUGCGUCAGAUCCUGCUGAUGGCCAACCUGGUGCACAGCCCCUGCUACCGCCUCAACAGCAUCAUCAACCUGGGCACCUACGUGGUGUUCCGCAUGGCCACGCUGGCCUGGAUGACUCACUGGCUCUUCCUCAACAGGGACAACGUGCCCUUGGCCACCUACGCUGUGGGCACAGUGGGCAUGGCAAUCAUGACCCCCAUGAACCUCAUCCUCUUCUACCGCCUGCUCAGGAGCGACUUCUUCAAGGCCAGUGGGGAUGUGCAGAGGGAGAAGGAGCAAUAGCCCCCCUCAACCUCGUUCCCUGCAGGGACAGAGGGGCUGAGCAGCCCCUGAGCCCACGCAGGAGAGCAAAGCAAAGCACAGUGCAGAGUGAAGGUGGCUGGCUCAGGACUUUGUGUGGAGUGCCCACACUAACAGAGCAUCCAGGCUUUUCUUGUGACUGCAGAUCCUGGGCUCUGCACGGCGCAGAAGGUGUUGAUGGACCGAGCCCUGGGGCUCUGCUUCACCCCACACCUCUGGAUGAUGCAGUCAGAGGGAUGGGAGCUGCUCAGAGAAGCCUCAGGCAGCUCCCUGAGGUACUGCUGAGAUGAGAAAGGAGCAGAAGAGCCUUGCUUCCCCCUCAACCAGGCAUCACAGCGUGUUCCUAACCUCCUCAGUGCUGCAGCUCAGUGUCCCAUCAGCCAGGGCAUGCUGUGCUCAGCCCUGCUUUCUCUGUGGCGCUUCCCAUGGGAGCAGCACCAGGCAAGAGGGGCUUCUAAAGGCUUUGCUCUCAAAGUCAGGGCCACUCAAAGCCAAACAUUGCACUCAUGAGACCUCCCCGAGGAGAUUGUCCCAGGUGGGUGAUGAAGAGGCUGGGACCUGUCUGGGUGGGAUGCUGCCUGCUGUGGGGUCAGGGGCAGAGCACCAGGCAGAGGGUGCUGCAGCACUGUGCUCAGGGAGGGGAUCCCUCCCCUCACCUUCUCCUGACAGCUGGAGCUUUGUCCCCUGUUGUUUUGUUCCCAGAUGGGUUAAGUGCCCAGGAGUGAGAGUGGGAGAGGGUGAGGUGCUGGCCUGGAUGUUGCUAUGUGAUGGCCACUUCCCACAGGUGUGGAGUUUUCAGGCACAGGCAUCUGUUAGGGUUUAGGCAUCUAUGAGGAAUGACCAGCUCUGCUGCAGAGCCCAGUGUAACCCUCUUACCCAGCAGCAAGAGCUCUUACUAACGUGAGCUUUUAAUAAAUGGCUGCAAAUGAAACAGCUUGAGGGGAAAGGGCUUAGAGGGAGAAAGGGACUGAGCAGCCCAGCCUGCUCCAGGGCUGUCACUGCUCAGCACGAUGCUUUUUGUCCUGUAUCUCCCCACCACAGAGGAU